AUGAGUGAAAACAGUGAGUCUAGCAAAUUAAUACAACUAACAAAAACACAUUUGUUUCAGAAUCGUAUCAGAAGAAAUUAUCAGAUGUGAUAACAUUUACUCAUAUUUUUCGCUAUCCAACUUCUCAUGUUGCUUUUCAACGUUCAUCUCUUUUUUCAACAAUUUAUAAAACAUCGCUAAUUAAUUGGGAAUGUCAAAUCGAAAAAGUUAUGCAUGGAUUUAUUCCACUUUUUGUUCCACGAACUGAACCACAAAAAUUUCAAAUUGUUUUGACACAAGCUGGAAUGCGAGAUAAAUAUCCGCCAAUUCAAAGAGUUGCUUUUCAAAUGAAAAUUUUGGAUUCGCCGAAUGAAGACGAGAAAGAGAAUACUAAAAUUUAUACGUAUGAAACUUGUCAACCUGAUCCAGAAGAUAUGAUUUUUCGAAGAAAUUUCCGAACUCCUGAAGAUUCCGAAUUCUCAAAAAUGAUAAGUUUGGCUUUGACAGAUAUUCAAUAUCGAGGAAAGUAUAUUGAAAUUGCGAUUGCUUUGGAGUUUGAUACAAAAUCUUUCUGUAAUGUCGAUAAUUUUACCGAUGGACAAGCUGUUCCACUUCCAUUGGAGCUGGGUUUCAAAUUCAAUAGUCUUAAAAACAGGUCAGCUUAAAAAGCCUGAGUAAGACUUGGGCUUUAUGCCCGAUUUCAAAUAAGUUUUUUCCAGUAACUGUCACGAUUUCGAACUCCGAACCAUUGAUGGAAUUGCAUUUCGAACAAGAAAAGAGCUACUUUUCAUAUCUUCUCGGUUUUUUCGAACACAUCUAACCUCUAGCAAAAACUUCCACGUUCUUGAUGUUCAAAAUCCUGAGGCGAUUGAAAUUGUGAGUUUAUUUAACACUACAUAUUUUUUGGUUUGACAAAAAAGGUUUAUUUGCAGGCAGUAACAUAUCUUUUCACUUGUCGAUACAAAGUUCCUGAAAAAAUGACACCAAAACUUGCCAACGAAAUUCUGAGUCUUGCGUGUCUUUUUGCUGUCAAAAGAAUUAGUAUGCUUCGAAGAAGUGUUGAGAGACAAUGUUAUGAAGAAAUUCAGAAGGUGAAUAUGAAAAAAAUCGAAAAUAAUUUCAAAAAGUUUGUUUUUAGAACUACGAAAAUCUCGAAUUCAUAGUUGAAAUGUUGAUUUCUUCGAAAGAUGUUAGUAUGGAUAAUGUGAAAAAUAGUUGUGUUGCAACAAUUAUCAAUUAUCAUUUGAGAGAAUUUGAUGGAUUGGUUCAAGUGAGUUUUUGUAUACGGUAA
Caenorhabditis angaria is the source of this 1270-nucleotide messenger RNA. Lineage: Eukaryota; Metazoa; Nematoda; Chromadorea; Rhabditida; Rhabditidae. The record is from the annotation of a GenBank genome assembly.